Molecule: messenger RNA, 765 nt
Organism: Plasmodium gonderi
Lineage: Eukaryota; Apicomplexa; Aconoidasida; Haemosporida; Plasmodiidae
Exons: 2
Coding region: 1-765 (254 amino acids)
Source: RefSeq, a predicted model, not a curated record
AUGAGAGAAGGUGGUAUGUUGCAUUCUAUAAACGAAGGUAAGGAACGUGAUGAGAAAACAAAUGAUACAAGCGAUAGGAAGGAAGGUAAAGUUGAUGGCUGCUUUGAUAACCAUUGUGUUCGCGAAAAGGAAGACGAUGAUACGUAUGUAAUAGAUGAACAGAAAAAAGCUGCAAAUGCACAGGAAAAUAAUGAUAUAAGCGAUAGCUAUAUAAAAUAUUUAGAAUGUAUAAAAAAUAAUUGGUCAUCUUCUCAAGCAUCGAAAUUAUUAAAUAACAAAUUAAUGAAAUAUAUAUCUGAACGAUUUUUAUAUAUGUCUAGUUCCUUAAAAGUACGAGUAUUAACGAGUUUUUUCUACUUACCUGAUAAAUUAAGAAUAGAAAAUGAACGUUAUUUGUUAUUAAUCACAGCAAAUGGUGAAAUUGAUGGUAAUGGAUGGGUUAAAAAAUUUAGCAGAAUCUUAAAGCCAUUUAUUAAAACAGGAAUAAUUGAUAUUAAAGAUAUAGAUAGUCAAACAAUGCACAGGAUUUUAAAUUAUAUUGAUCAAGAAAAUAAUAACAACAAAUGUAAGAAACAUUAUAUUCAUAAUAAAAAGGAAUUGGAGCGUAUACACAUGUGCGAUCCUAUGAAUGAAUUGAAAAUUUUGGAAAAUAAAAAUAUUAUACAUUUGGAUGAGUACAAAAUGUUUACACCAUCAAAGAAUUUUGAUUGCCUUCUUUCAUCGGUCAUUAAAAGGGGAAUAAACGAGUUCAAAAACUGCAUAUAA